Molecule: messenger RNA, 273 nt
Organism: Lichtheimia ornata
Lineage: Eukaryota; Fungi; Mucoromycota; Mucoromycetes; Mucorales; Lichtheimiaceae
Exons: 3
Coding region: 1-273 (90 amino acids)
Biological process (GO): actin filament bundle assembly
Cellular component (GO): plasma membrane; actin cytoskeleton
Molecular function (GO): actin filament binding
Source: RefSeq, a predicted model, not a curated record
AUGGAUUGCACUAUAUGUACACACAAGGUCUUUGUCACUGAGAGGAUCGAUGCUAAUGGUCGACCUUAUCACAAAACAUGCUUCAAGUGCUCAGAAAAGGGAUGUCGCUUGACACUUGUCAAUUUUCAUUCACAUGAAGGUCGCCUAUACUGCCAAAAGCAUGUCCCAAAGUUACAAGCCAUUAUCAGUCCAUUGAAUCGUCGUCGUCUCGUUCACAGCUCAUCCACCAGCUCAUCCAACUUGUCAAGUGAAGGAUCAACAUCAUCAUUUUAA